Messenger RNA from Diplodia corticola, 1164 nucleotides. RefSeq names its product carboxy-muconate cyclase. Lineage: Eukaryota; Fungi; Ascomycota; Dothideomycetes; Botryosphaeriales; Botryosphaeriaceae. The transcript is spliced from 4 exons. The record is from RefSeq and is a predicted model, not a curated record. The coding region runs from base 1 to 1164 and encodes 387 amino acids. Gene Ontology annotation, molecular function: 6-phosphogluconolactonase activity; protein binding.
AUGCGCGCGUCCUGCCGACUCUUCCAGCGUCUCCCACGAAACUGUACGUCGCAGCUGUUGCGACCUCUCGCCAGCAUGGGCAAGCAUCACUUGAUGGUCGGCACCUGGGUCCGCCCGGGUGCCAUCUUCACCUUCGAGUUCGACGACGAGGCGCUGACUUUGAAGCUCCUCAAGCGCACUGAGAUCGACUACGACGAGCCUAUCUCGUGGAUGACUUUCAGCCAUGAUAGGAAGCAGAUUUACGGCGCGUCCAUGAAGACGUGGACCAGCUACACGGUCAAGAGCCCAACCGAUAUCGAGCGGAGCGCAUCACACCCAAUCUCUGGGCACCCCCUCGCCGCGAACAAGGAUACCAACACCCGCGCCAUUUUCCUUCUCGCCGCCAAGCAAGCCCCGUACAACGUCUACGGCAACCCCUUCUACGACCACGCUGGCUUUGGCAAUGUGUUGUCGGUCAACGAAGACGGUUCGCUGAAGGAGAACAUCCAGGACUACGAGUAUGAGCCCAAGACGGGCAUCCAUGGCAUGGUCUUUGACCCGACAGAGACGUACCUGUACUCGGCCGAUCUGCGCGCAAACAAAGUGUGGACGCACAAGAAAGACCCCAAGACCGGCCAGCUGACCCUGCUCGGGUCUCUGGAGGCACCAGACCCAGGCGACCACCCAAGAUGGGUUGAGAUGCAUCCAAGCGGGAACUACAUUUAUGUUCUGAACGAGGCUGGCAACAACCUCGCGGAAUAUGUGAUUGACCAGCAAACGCAUCUGCCCGUCUUCACCCACCGUACCUUCCCGCUCAUCCCACCAGGCCUCCGAUAUAACCUCAAGAACUACCGUGCCGAUGUUGUCUUCACUACGCAGAGCGGGAAGACGCUGUUUGCGACGACGCGAUCGAACACAAUUGGCGUGCCUGGCUACAUCAGCGCGUUCAGCCUGGCGGAGAACGGCAGCAUCGAGAGGCAACUGUUCAUGAACCCCACUUCGUCUAGUGGCGGCCACUCGAACGCGAUCGCACCAUGCCCGUGGACCGACGAGUACAUUGCCAUCACAGACGAUACGGUCGGAUUCAUUGAGAUGUACAGAUGGCAGGAUGGAUUCUUGGGCAGGGUUGCGAGAUGUGAGGUUACCGAGCCGGGCUUCGGCAUGAACGCCAUCUGGUACGACUAG